AUGUCUUCUUCACAGGGUCUCCGCCUUGGAACAAAGUCACUACGAAAUCGAGCCGAUUUGGACGACUACGUCUAUCACUUCAAUGCCAACGACAAGGCGGAAUACACCGCUUACUACUCCAAGGAUGCAGUGUUCAGAUUCAGUGGUUUUCCCGACAGGAGCAUUGACGAGUUCUUGUCAUGGGUGGAUGGAGUCCAUGCUGGUAUGCGUGAAACCCUGAAUCUGAUAAGGGUAGUAUUCGGCCAAGAUAUCGUCGUCACCGAGAUGCACACCCAAUUCCGAGGCAUCAAUGGCUACGAGACAGACAAUCUAGCGGGUAGAUGGGGCCCGGUCUGGCCCGGAAACGGCCCUCUUGUCAAGAUGUUUGUCUGGUACACUCUUGAUAAGGAUGGACACAUCGUUCAACUGACUGAAGACGCCUACCUUGAGAAAGAGGCUUCUAGAGAUGUGAUCCGGAGCCACGAGGACUUCAAGCUUUAUCUCAAUGCGUUCAACACCAACGACUUUGACACUUUCCCGCGAUAUUACACAUCGGAUGUAACUAUCAUACUCGACGGAAAACAGACACUGCAUGGUAGGGAGGAGGCGACGAACUUUUUCCGCAACGCGCGAAGUCAAGUGAACGAGGACGUUAAUGUCCAGUCUAUAGUUCUGGACAAGUCCGGCAUCGCACUGAAGUCGUUCAUCAAGUUCACCGCUAUUGCGAACAUUGAGGAUAUCCUGAAUUUUGGAUCUGGCGUACGGAAGGGAGGCGGUUAUGAGGCCCAUUUCUUGAUCCAUUAUGAGCUUACUCUUGAAGGAAAGAUUCAUUAUAUCACCGCGGCGCGACUUGGAACCGUCAAAAUCUUCAAUCCCUCAGUGUAG
This is a messenger RNA of Fusarium proliferatum ET1, 864 nucleotides long. RefSeq lists its product as uncharacterized. Bases 1 to 864 code for a protein of 287 amino acids. The transcript is spliced from 3 exons. The record is from RefSeq and is a predicted model, not a curated record. NCBI's taxonomy places the organism in Eukaryota, Fungi, Ascomycota, Sordariomycetes, Hypocreales, Nectriaceae.